ACUUGAUCCACAUCCACUGAUGACUGCAAGCCCAGAGUUUGGCUAGACCCAUGACACCCACUCAAAGGCCCCCGUAGGUCCCCGAACCCUACUUUUAUAACCCUCUGCUCUGUUGGCUGCAAGUUUCCACCCACUCCUCCUCUGAGCAGCCUCCUCUGCAUCUUCCCCUCAUGCUCUCAAGAGUCGGCUCCUCUUGUACUUUUGUAAGGGACUAAUAGUACACAGCGAAAAAGAAUAUAGUUUUGGUAAACUUUACAUUUCUGGGCUUCAAAAAAAAGACGAAAAUACUUAACUUUUCAGGAGUGGUUGAAUGCUGCGUUCACUGACACGACGUGAUUGGAAUGAGAAGACGCGCAAAAAAGAACGAAUAAAUCAGGAUGCACUGGUUAUUGUUCCCCAGUCUAGGCCUGCUUGUUUGUUUUCACAGCUAUAUAGAAGCCUUUACACUGGAAACCAGAACCCACACAUACGAUGAGUCCUACUAUGAGUAUGUGCCUGAUCGCCUGCAAUGGAAGAGUGCUGGGGAGCUGUGUAACCAACGCUCUGGGGCCUUAGCUACCGUCUCCAACCCAAUAGAGAACCAAGAGCUUACCAGCUUUUUAAAAUCAUUGAACAUUUCUCAGCCUGUGUGGAUUGCCAGGAAAGUGGUGACGCAUCUGACAAGCUUCACCAAGACCCAGAUUCUAAAUUUCACUGGGCGCUCGGACAGGAAGCACGCCCGUCUCCUGCACAAGUUCCCCUCCAUGGGCUCAGUGACUGUUUGCACCUAUGUCCGCUUUGACCCACACUGCUUUGGAAUUUCCACAAUUUUCUCUUAUUCCAUCCAGUCAUUUAUUAAUGAGUUCCAGCUCCGUGCGAACCUGACCCAGGGUAGACGUGUACAGCUGGCUCUGCUGGUCCAUGGUAUUCAUGGACGUUACCAAGAAGCCUUCGACCAUGAUGACUCCUGGCACUCUGUGUGUGUUUCUUGGAGCCAGAAAGGUGGACGUUGGGCAAUAUAUACUCAUGGCCGUGUGAUUUCAAAGGGUGAAGGCCUAAAUAGUACUGACAGCAUUGGCCCUGAUGGACUUUUUAUUAUCGGGCAGGAACAGGACACCUUUGGAGGCUCAUUCAAGGCUGACGAAUCAUUCUCAGGGAGCAUCACUGAGCUGCACAUUUGGGAUCGGGUACUGAACAGCAGUGAAAUAUUCACCAUGGAAAAGGAGUGCUCACCCAUUUCCUCUGGGCUGGUGUUCAAGUGGAGUGGAGCAGCUAUGGAAAUAGAGCCCUCCCUUUCAACGCUGUGUGGAGACAGCCCAUGUCAAGGGAACCUCACUGUGUUAGCGGAUUCAUUAUUGGAUUGCUCCCUGGAUAUAAAUUUUUUGCAGAAUCAAACAUUCCCCUUUGAGUUGAUCUACAGCUCUAAAUCUGAUGAGGACUGUGGCAUCUUUGACCCUGUUACAGGGAGCAGUGAGCUAACCGAGUGCAACUCAUUAAAUGGAGCUGUCUGCCGGUUUAAGAAAGAAGGGCUGGAUGUUUUCAAUUUACCAAAGACACCAUUUUUCAGUAGAUUGAACAAGGAUCCUUUGACAAAGCCUGUGAUGGAGGAGCUGAGUGUCAACAACUCCUGGGACAGAGAUCUGACCUUGCUGCAGAAGCUGACCGAAGCUGUUCUACAUACAGUGGAGACCGGCAGCCCUCAUCUCCUGACUUCCAGUGAUGUCCUCUAUCUCUCUCACAUGAUUGACAUAAUUGCACUAGCUAGCACUCACUCUUCAGGAGUUAAUGCAGCAGAGGUCAUGGUGUCCAUUGCUACCAACUACGUAAACAUGGCAGAUUUGAUGCUGGAGCCACACAUGGCUUCACAGUGGAUGGGUCUGACGGAGAAUGGGGUCAGCGUUGGGCCAUUCACUAUUGUCAAGAGCAUUGAUAAUCUCAUUGAAGCUCUUGCAGACAUGCUGUCUGCCGAGGGAAGAGGCUUUACGCUUUCCACAAAGAACAUAGAUGUGUACAUGAAGUGGCAGAAGCUGUCUCAGGAGAGCUGCAAUCAAGUCUUCAAGCCAUCUGCGGUUGGCUCUCACAAGCCCAGCAGCACUAGUCUUGAUGAGUUGCUUAUCCCUGAAACUGAGCUCCAGAGGAUUCACACGCUAGGAUAUGAGGAAGUGAUGUUUAUUCAUACCCACUACAGCCAUCUCAGUGAGAUUGUGUCUGAAGCCAAGGAGCCUACAUUGAACCACCAAGCAAACUCAAAACAAAUUACUUCAGGACACUUAGCUUCUGCUGUCAUAUCAGCCUCCAUCCGUGAUUCCUCCAAGGCGCACACCAUCCCUGUGGCCGUCCAGUACACCCUGUCCUCAUCACAAGUGGUGGAGUAUUCACAGAGAGUUACCCCUGUUUGUGCUUUUUGGAAUUUCAGCCUGAUGCAUAGUCAUACCAGUAGCUGGUCCACUGAUGGCUGUACGGUGACCUUUGUCGGCUCUGAUGUGACUUCCUGUCUUUGUAACCACACCACCAACUUUGCAGUGCUGAUGAAUUACAUGGAGUUGAAGUGGAGUCCUGAGGAAGAGCUUAUUUUGACCAAGCUGACAUUCAUUGGCUGUGGUGCAUCUCUGUGUGCACUGGUUGUGACCUUGAUGCUUUUCACAGUUCUGGAUAUCCCCAAAUCUGAUAGGACGUCCAUCCAUAAGAACCUGUUCAUUGCUCUUAUCUGCGCUCAGGUGAUUCUGCUCUGCAGCGGCUCGGCCAUUCACAACAAGGUGGCAUGUACACUUGUAGCAGCGCUGCUCCAUCUCUUCUUCAUGGCAGCGUUUAGCUGGAUGCUGGUAGAGGGUCUUCUGCUCUGGAGCAAGGUGGUCGCAGUCAACCUAAACGAAGACCAGCAUAUGAAGUACUACUAUCUCAUCGGCUGGGGUCUGCCGGUGCUGAUAGUCACCAUCACACUAGCAUCGGCUUCAGGCAAAUACUCAGCUGACGGCUACUGUUGGCUCAGUGUCCAGAAUGGCAUUAUCUGGGGCUUCGCUGGGCCUGUCAUCUUCAUCAUUAUGGUGAACAUUUUGAUACUGACCAGAGUGGUGGUCAUCACCAUCUCCACAGCCAAGCGAAGGUCCAUCAUGUUGGCCAUGGGAACCAGUCCUGUGGAGCAAGCCUAUGACCAAAUCAGGGCAGCAGUGAAAGCAGUGCUGGUGUUGCUGCCCAUUCUUGGAUUGACAUGGCUGUGUGGCGUUUUGGUACCUUUCUCCAUUGUCAUGGCCUACAUCUUCAUCUUCCUCAACUCCCUACAGGGCCUGUUCAUCUUUCUGAUAUAUGGGGUGUACAACACAGAGGUUCGGAGCACGGUCAACAGGAUCAAGGAGAGGAGAAAAGCACUUAAUUUUUCAAAUUGUGCCAGUUCCCGACCAUCCAGCUCAGUUACCAACUCUCGCCCUGUCAGUUUUCCACUGGGAACAACCGCAAGCCAGGAGGAGGAGGCCUACGCCUGCAGCAGCACACCUGGGCAGGGGACGGAAGAGGAGAGUACCAGAGCAUUUGCCUGGAAGUUGGAGAGGCCAGGGGCACACUGGAAAGAAAGGAGUGAAAACUUCCUGAGCCCAGCUUUCACCUCCUUCUCUCCACCCGUCACCUCCAGUGUAGCCUUUCAGGAAAGCACCUUAUAUUCAAGUCAGCUGUCCAUUCCUUGUGCUCCAGAGAGACUAGAAAAUCCCCUGAGCCAAACCUCUAAAGGCACUCAUCCGGAUAGAGAGGAGCCUCCUCCUUCAGAAGUGGAUGCCUUGCCGCCUGGUUGCAGUCUUCACGUUCCCAUGGAGCUUGAGUUUGCAGCUUCGUGUUUCCCUCGCAGCCCUGCGCCUCAGAAAAGCUACGGCCUCGUCUACGUUGAUUGACCUGGCUGGCGUGAUGAAGAUUACGGUUUUGUAUUGUGAUUUCUUUUUUAUUCACGCUAUCGGUGCAGUGUUUCUUUUUAUCGGGCUCCUUUUUCUUACCUGUCAAUUUGAAGAAUUGACAGGUAUUAUCUGUUACCCAUUAUGAAUAUAGAGACAUGGGGAAAUUUAGUACAUGUGCCCUUGAGUGUUACAUUCCUUUAUACUGGUUGUAAGUAUUUUUAGUGAACCAAGACUCAUUCAUUCAACACAUGACACGUGCUGGAUGAUAAUGUAAGCUUGAUGCCUCAAAUAUGUUUUGAAUCUAAACUUACAUUCCAAGUUCUUACUAAAAUCAUGUUUCUAUUUUAUGUUUUUUUUCCAAUGUCUUUCUUAACUUUUUUUUGACUGUGCAGUGACUUAAGAAAACAUACCACCCUUCAGUAUAUUAAGCUCAUUAAGUAACAUUGCGUUCUUGUAACCCAUUUCUGUAGGAUACAUAUUGUGUCCCUGGUUCGAUUCAAGUGGGAACAUUUAUCUCAUAUGAUCCCCCCUCUCUCUCUCUCCACCUGGGUUUUCUGUCACACUAUUAUCAGCUGUCAAAUAUAGGUUAGAAUAGCACCGAAAGUACUAGCAUGAGGCUGAACAGAGUGAUACUGUGCAUAAUUUACUCUCCUGUCUGCAUAUGGGUUUUGAUCAUGUCUGACUGUUGUUUUUAUGUGCUGAAAACUAUAAUUCUUCUUAAUGUGUCUUUAGUAUUAUGCAAGGAGUGCUUGAAUUACAUUUCCCCACAAAAAAAAAAACAAAAAACAAAAAUGCAAUGAAAUGGAAGAAUGCAGCGUUAGUGUGCGGAGGAAGCGAGAAUCUGGUGUUAUAAGCAUAAUAAUUAUUUAUUGAAAUAUGAGGAAAAAUUCAAUUAACCUCAGAGAGAGACACUCCCCCAGGACCAGAUAGUGAUAGGAGCAUUCAGAAUGUCAGCAGGAGGGGCAAAAGUCAUAGACAAGCGGGAAGGAAAUGGCAUAUUUAUGUUUUGUGCAUCCAUGUGUGGAAAAAUGUACAUUAGCAUAUAAUGCACAAAGGUAGUCAUUGUUUAAAUCCUUGACAAAGCAUUUAUCCUGGAUACAAGUCUGUCUGACAAUGACUAUGUAGCGUAAAAUUAGUUUGUUGUGAAGCAAACAACUGGAUUUCUCUUUUUUUUUAAAACUUCCAAAAACACUCUCUGAAAACUCUCAUUUAUUAAGCUAUCUCCAAACAGAACCCUCUUGGUGGUAGAGUAGGACUGCAGCAGUGUUAGAACAAACAUGCAGUAAAAAGCAGAGCCUCUGCACUGGUCACAUUAGUGACUGCUUUCCUUGCACGUGGUUUAUAGUUGACCUGGAUGUUAUAGUAAGUCCAAGGCAGCUGCAGAACCUAAACACAGACUUUUGAGAAGGUGGACGAUAAGAUUGUCUGAUCACGGGGGACACAAUUAAUGAGGGUAACAGAUGGUUGAAGCUCAGAAUCAGAAACAGCUUUCAGAUUUCAGUGAAUUUUCUGUACAUUAAACAUGCCAUCGAAAGACUUUUGAUUAUUCCAUGACUUAUUUAACAAAAUGUUGACAAGAUAAACAAAUAAACACCACAGGUUGUUGUG
This is a messenger RNA of Amphiprion ocellaris (clown anemonefish), 5465 nucleotides long. Its product is annotated as adhesion G-protein coupled receptor D2. Gene Ontology annotation, biological process: cell surface receptor signaling pathway; adenylate cyclase-activating G protein-coupled receptor signaling pathway. Gene Ontology annotation, molecular function: G protein-coupled receptor activity. The record is from RefSeq and is a predicted model, not a curated record. The transcript has 26 exons. Bases 378 to 3857 code for a protein of 1159 amino acids. Lineage: Eukaryota; Metazoa; Chordata; Actinopteri; Pomacentridae. Gene Ontology annotation, cellular component: membrane.